GAACCAUACACCCUCAUAAAGCGUACGUUAACAGUCGCGACACCAGUGCAUGUGUGGCUUUGCCUACGCGAAUGUCUUAUCUUCCAACCACAGUUGAACCACAGUCAUCCUGACUGCACCGCAAUCAUGCGGCGGUCACGGUGCGCCGCCGGCGAUGCACGGUUAUCGUGGAUUUCGCCAUACACUUCCUGCAAACGGAAGCCUGAUAAUCAUUGCUACCGUGGGCGAAAAUCUGGUGUAUAUAGGUCUGCAGUUUGCAGUUCGGUACGUGAUCUCGUGCCAGCCAGUGCCAGGCCUGGGGCUUAACUUAUAUAUCCUCAGCGUGUUCGAUGCUUGUGCUCAGUGUUUCGCCUUCCGCCUUUGAUCGCUUGCAUGCUGCCUUGCCUGACAGCAACGGACCCUGCUAACCAGCUGAGCACACCCAGGUGAUACAUGCACCCGUUCACAGAAAACCUAGAGUGGGUUGUCUACGCCAUGGC
This is a messenger RNA of Fomitopsis serialis, 479 nucleotides long. RefSeq lists its product as uncharacterized. The record is from RefSeq and is a predicted model, not a curated record. NCBI's taxonomy places the organism in Eukaryota, Fungi, Basidiomycota, Agaricomycetes, Polyporales, Fomitopsidaceae. The transcript is spliced from 2 exons. Bases 155 to 364 code for a protein of 69 amino acids.